CGCAGUUAUCCUGGGCUCCUGCAGCCGGGGGUCGGGGAUGCGUCUCUCUCUGGCUGCUUCCAAGUUUUGCUCCUAUUCAAAACUCCAGACAAGCACUGCUGGGCGGUUAAACAAAAGGGAGACUGCGGGCUGAGCCAUUGCCAGGAAGGAGCCAGCCCUCAGCUCUCCCCGGGUGUCACAGGAGCUUCGCCCCAGACCAGCUCCCGCCUGAUGCGGCUCCUCGCGGUGCAGGCCCUGGUGGCCCUGUGCGUCCUGCACCUGCCGCUCAGCAGCACCCAGGACUGCCUGAGCAAGCGCCAGGUGCUCAGCACCAUUCAGCAGAUGCAGAAGCUGCUGUCCACGCAGGAGGCCGCCCAGCUGCAGGGGAUGCGCAGCCUCAAGAAGCAGCUCACGGUCCUGCAAAGCAACGUCCACAAGCAGGCCACCGGGCACAACGGCAGCUGCCCGCCCCUGACUGCGCCCCUCAAUGGCAGGAAGCUGGGCAAGAAGGCCACGGUGGGGCACGAGGUGCAUUUCCUGUGCCAGGCCGGCUUCCGGCUGGUGGGCUCUGAGUCGCGCACCUGCCUGCAGGACCGGACGUGGAGCGGGCAGCAGCCCGUCUGCCGGAGUAUCAGCCACUGUGCCAGCAACCCUUGUGCCAACGGCGGGACCUGCGUGGAGGACGGGCAGCGGUUCACCUGCUUGUGCCCCAGCAGCUGGUCAGGCAGGAACUGCCAGACCCCUGUCUAUUCCUACUGGGUGACGCUGAGCAACUCGUCCUUCAGCCGCCAGCCCCGCUGCGCAGACACCCGCCUGGGCUCGCGCCACUGCGCCUGUGACGCCGGCUUCCAGCUGCGGGCCGGCGGCGUGUGCCAAGAUGUUGACGAGUGCCAGCGCUCCCAGGCCAGCUGGCAGCCCCGCCUCUGCGCGCACGACUGUGUCAACCUGCCCGGCUCCUACCGCUGUGUCUGCCCCCGGGGCUACCUGCGCCCCUCAGACCAGGACAUGUGCACCGAUGUGGACGAAUGCGCCGACAAUCAGCACAACUGCAGCCGUGGCGAGCUCUGCGUCAAUGUCUUCGGGGGCUACCGGUGUGUGCGCCCCGAGUGCCCCACGCCCAGGCUUAACACCAGCUAUGUCAAGACCUCAGUCUAUCAGUGUGAGCGCAACCCAUGCCCUGUGAACAGCAGAGCCUGCCGCCUGGCCGCCAACUCCAUCUCCUUCCACUACCUGCCGCUCCAGUCCAACCGCACCGUGCCCAGGGUGCUCUUCAAGAUGUCCACCACCCACCUGAUGGGUGAGAGCCUUCGCUUCGCCAUCACGGGUGGCAGGGGCCAAGGCGUCUUCGCCGUGCGGCGCUCCGACCGGCACACUGGCGAGCUGAUCCUCACCAGCCCGGUGGCGGGGCCGACCACUUUGGAGGUGGAGCUGGAAAUGAGCAAACUCGCCCAGAAGGUUCUUCUUGGGAAGCACAUCUUCAGGGUCACGACCUUCAUCUCCCAGUAUGAGUUCUGAGCCCCCCACGCCGCCACCAGCCCGAUGCAGUCCAGCAGAGACACCCGCCUCAGAGCCGAGACGGGGCUUCCAGGGCAUCCAGCUAUGCUGGCUUCUAGUCAAUGUCUGGGGAGCUGCCUCCUGGGAGACCCCCAUUCUUCACCUGGCAAAGACCUCGCCCCUAGUGUCCUGCCCCUAGUGAUCCCCCCUACUAUAGCAUGUCACGGUCUCACCGGGGCGGGCUGUGGAUGGCAGAGAAAUCACCAUGGCCAGUGCCCAGGAGCGCAGGGUCGAGGGUGGCUCCUGGGGUAGCUGAGCUGCUCCCCAGCCUGGCCAUGAGCCCGUGGGGUGUCCCAUGUCGGCCGCCAGCUGCACUUCCCUGCCGCCCCUCCAGCUUCCCUUCCCCUGCUCUCGUAGGCGCCCCGGGCUUAG
Molecule: messenger RNA, 1905 nt
Organism: Mauremys reevesii (Reeves's turtle)
Lineage: Eukaryota; Metazoa; Chordata; Testudines; Geoemydidae
Product: fibulin-7-like
Exons: 9
Coding region: 211-1494 (427 amino acids)
Molecular function (GO): calcium ion binding
Source: RefSeq, a predicted model, not a curated record